Molecule: messenger RNA, 3668 nt
Organism: Lasiosphaeria miniovina
Lineage: Eukaryota; Fungi; Ascomycota; Sordariomycetes; Sordariales; Lasiosphaeriaceae
Product: armadillo-type protein
Exons: 3
Coding region: 413-3589 (1058 amino acids)
Molecular function (GO): translation elongation factor activity; ATP hydrolysis activity; ATP binding
Source: RefSeq, a predicted model, not a curated record
CGGCGAGUGGCACCCUACUCCCGCCCCUCACCCACUUUUCUCCAGAAUGGGCUGUGCGCAUCCUUAAAUAUCGCCCACCACCUUCGCCCACCACGACUUUUUUUUUCUGCCCCUUCCUCAGGUCUCCUUCCUCUCUUUCUCAAUUUCAUUCUUUGACUGACACGUUCCUCUCGCGAACGCUCUCCGCUCAGUCUUUACUUUGUUCUUGCGUCUUCUUCUUAGAAGAGCCAGGAUAGAGUAGGAAUUUCGACUUUCCCAUCGAAAUUUCCUACGGGCUCGCCCUUGGCCACUCGCCAGCGCAGCAUAAUAUACCCCGCCGAUAGACGGCGCUUUCGACGUAUUGUUUCGGAUCGCGACGACAUAGACAGCGGUCUCUCUUUUCCCGAAAAUCCCCCCUUCAAAGUCAACCAUAAUGCCUGCCACUUCCGCCAAGGAGAACGCCGAGAGCGUCAAGGUGCUCAAUGAGCUGAUGCAGAAGCUCACUGUCUCCAAGGAUGCCGAUGCUAUCAAGGCGGCUUCCGGAGCCCUUGCCUCGUUCAUCAAUGGGCCUAUCGAGGACCUCGAUACCCCGACCCAAACGAUCGAGGCACUGAAGAAGCAGCUCGCCAACAAGAAGGAUGCCACCGUUCGUGAGAAGGCCCUUGUGGCCAUCCGGGACAUAGCCCAGCACUCGGAAGUCUCUUCGCACGUCGAGCCAUACUUCAUCGUCCUCCUUCCGUUGGUGCUAGCUGCUGCCGGCGACAAGAUCACGGCCGUCAAAAAUGCCGCCAUUGCGGCUGCCCUGGCCGUUGCCGAGGCGCUGAACCCCAACAGUAUCAAGGCUGCUCUCCCGCCACUCAUCGACUCGCUCAAAAACGCUCAGAAGUGGCCCGAGAAGAUGACGGCCCUCGACUUCAUUGAUACGCUCAUUCGAACCGCCCCUUCUCAGACUUCUCUCCGCGUGCCCAACUUGAUCCCCGUCAUUUCGGAGGCUAUGUGGGACACCAAGAAGGAGGUCAAGGAUCGCGCAUACAAGACGAUGGAGAAGCUGUGCCAGCUCAUUGUCAAUCGCGAUAUCGAGCGCUUCAUUCCGGAGCUUAUCAAGUGUAUUGCCAAGCCCGAGAACGUCCCUGAGACGGUUCACUUGCUAGGCGCCACCACUUUCGUAACCGAAGUCCAGGAGCCCACUCUCGCGCUCAUGGUUCCCCUGCUCGAUCGUGGUCUCGCCGAGCGAGAUACCGCCAUCAAGCGAAAGGCAGCUGUCAUUGUUGACAACAUGUGCAAGCUCGUCGACGACCCCAACAUCGUUGCUCCUUUCCUGCCCAAGAUGAUGCCCGGUCUUCAAAAGAACUACGACAAUCUUGCCGAUCCCGAGGCUCGUGAGAAGACCAAGCAGGCUCUCGACACCAUCAUCCGUGUCGGUAACGUCAAGGAUGGUGUUAUCCCCGAGGCUCGCAAUGAUGGUGACCUUGCCAUCGUCUUGGCCAAGCUCAAGGAGGUUCUCUCUGGAAAGCACGCCGUGGUCGCUGGGAAGUUUGCCCCUGUUCUGGAGUUUAUCGCAGCUGUUGCCGGUCAGCUCGUCGACGAGAAGGAGCUGGAGGGCAUCGCCUGGACCAAUAACGUGAAGCCUUACGUCACGGUUCUCGUUGGCGAGGCUGAAUCUCAAGCCGUUGUCGAUGCCCUCCGCAAGAAGGCCUCCCCCGCCCUCGCCGACGAGGAAGAGGUUGAUGCCGAUGACGAAGAGGGCGAGGAUCUUUGCAACUGCACGUUCUCGCUUGCCUACGGUGCCAAGAUUCUGCUCAAUCAAACCAGCCUCCGCCUCAAGCGUGGUCAGCGCUAUGGUCUUUGCGGCCCCAACGGCUCUGGCAAGUCGACGCUCAUGCGUGCCAUCAACAACGAGCAGGUCGAGGGCUUCCCCAAGCAGAGCGAAGUCAAGACUGUCUUUGUUGAGCACGACCUCGACUCGGAGGAUACCGAGAUGACUACGAUCGACUGGACUAUGAAGAAGCUCGGCGAGGCUGGCGUCAGCACUUCGAAGGAGGACGUCGAGGCCCGCCUGUUUGAGUUCGGAUUCAGCAAAGAGAUGAUCAGCGGCGAUAUUUCCGCUCUGUCUGGUGGCUGGAAGAUGAAGCUGGCCCUGUGCCGUGCCGUCUUCGAGGCUCCUGAUAUUCUCCUCCUCGAUGAGCCCACUAACCAUCUCGACGUGAAGAACGUGAAGUGGCUUGAAGAGUAUCUGAUCAACUCUCCUUGCACGUCGAUCAUCGUUUCUCACGACAGCUCGUUCCUUGACAACGUUUGCCAGCACAUCGUUCACUACGAGCGCUACAAGCUCAAGCGUUACCGGGGUAACCUCAAGGACUUUGUCCGCCGUCUUCCAUCUGCCAAGUCUUACUACGAGCUUGGCGCGUCUGAGAUUGAGUUCACGUUCCCGGAGCCUGGUUUCUUGGAGGGUGUCAAGACCAAGGCAAAGGCCAUCCUGCGUGCCACCAAGAUGAGCUUCCAGUACCCCGGGACGCCCAAGCCCCAGAUUUCGGACAUCUCGUUCCAGUGCUCUCUGGGAUCCCGUAUCGCUGUCAUCGGCCCCAACGGCGCCGGAAAGUCUACCCUCAUCAAUGUUCUCACCGGAGAGCUGAUCCCCACACAAGGCGAGAUUUACCAGCACGAGAACAUUCGUAUUGCUUAUAUCAAGCAGCACGCUUUCGCGCAUAUUGAUAACCACCUCGACAAGACUCCUUCCGAGUACAUCCAGUGGCGUUUCCAGACUGGCGAGGAUCGCGAGACGAUGGACCGCGCCAACAAGAUCAUCACCGAGGCCGACGAGAAGGCCAUGGACCGUAUCUUCAAGAUUCAGGAUACCCAGCGCAAGGUUAUCAGCAUCAGCUCCCGGAGAAAGUUCAAGAACAGCUACGAGUACGAGUGCUCGUUCUCUCUGGGCGAGAACGUGGGCAUGAAGAACGAGCGCUGGGUGCCGAUGAUGACGGCAGACAAUGUCUGGCUUCCCCGCAACGAGCUUAUCUCGUCCCAUCAAAAGAUGGUUGCCGAUGUCGACAUGAAGGAGGCCCUUGCUUCUGGACAGUUCCGCCCCCUGGUGCGGAAGGAGAUCGAGGCUCACUGCGCCAACUUUGGAAUCGACGCCGAGUUGGUGUCCCAUUCGCGUAUGCGUGGUCUCUCUGGUGGCCAGCGUGUUAAGGUUGUUCUUGCUGCCUGCUCGUGGCAGCGUCCUCAUUUGAUCGUUCUGGAUGAGCCGACCAAUUAUCUCGAUCGUGACUCGCUUGGCGCCUUGUCCAAGGCCCUCAAGAAGUUCGAGGGUGGUGUCAUCAUUAUCACUCACAGCGCUGAGUUCACAAAGGAUAUCACCGAGGAGGUGUGGGCGGUCAUGGACGGCAAGAUGACGCCUUCCGGCCACAACUGGGUGCAGGGACAGGGCGCUGGUCCCCGCCUGAAGGGCGAUGACGACGACGAGGAGGAGAAGUUCGACGCUAUGGGCAACAAGAUUGUGUCGACUAAGAAGAAGGCCAAGCUUACCAGCUCUGAGCUGCGGAAGAAGAAGAAGGAUCGCAUGGCGCGUCGCAAGCGUGGCGAGGAGGUGUUUAGCGACGAGGACGACUGAUGUGUUCGCGCUGUGGAUUUCGUCGCCUUUUGUUCUACGGAUAUUAAAACAGUUGCUUUUUUAGGGUUUGGUUUGCAUU